GUGAAUCGAAGUAGAGGAAUUUCCCGCCAAUUAAUACUCAUUCUUGUGUAGGCCACGACAACUCCGUAGUACGCUUGAAUAGUCGUUAUUUAUUUGCAAGUUUUGAUUGAUUUUUGGAAGUGUUACUUUGUGAUAAAUAUAAUAACAAUGUCGGUUUAUCAUCGCUCUACUGCAAAAAGUCGGAUCUUACAAGAAUUUCGUGAUCGUGAGGAAGAAAUUGCAGCUGCAUUGUCAAGUCAAAUAAAUCACAAGAAUGGUGUUGAAAACGAGAAAAGGAUGCGCCGUGCCAUUGCCAACAGCAACGAAAGGCGGAGGAUGCAAAGUAUUAAUGCUGGCUUCCAGGUGCUGCGCUCCCUACUGCCUCAAAGUGAAGGUGAAAAACUGAGCAAGGCAGCCAUUCUACAACAGACCACAGAAUUCAUAAACAGCUUGCAGCAGGACAAGGCCAAAUUGUCUGCUCAGAAUGCGGCUUACAAACGCCUCCUUGGGGAGAUAAGCAGGCAGUGCAACAUUGACCUUGACCUGGACCUCUCACUGUAUGGGGGGUCACCGCCCCUUAAACGGAAGAAAAGAGAUACGGAAUCCUCGGAUGAGGGUAUAAUGGCGGACUAUGAAGACUGCAGGAACGCCGAAAGGAUGAGGGAGGUCAUCGAACUGCGCAAGAAACUUGAGCAGGAGAGACAACUGAGAAUGAUUCUCGAACUACGCGCUAACAAUUAUGAGACUCGUCACUUCGAAAAAGCAAAGACUGUGGAGAUAGUUGCCGAGACCAAAGUGCAGCCACUCACCCAAAGCAGUCAUGCAGUUCAGUCUACUGAACAGGUUAAGCAGAAGGCAGCUGAUGAGCCUGUGUGGCAGAUUAACCAGAAGGCAGCCAAUGAGCCAGUGUGGCAGGUUAACCAGAAGGCAGCUGAUGAGCCUGUGUGGCAGGUUAACCAGAAAGCAGCUGAUGAGCCUGUAGCCCUUUUGGCAGCAGCCCCUGUGGAUGUAGACCUAGAUCAUCGUGUACAGUGUUCCCCCCAGCACAAGUCUGAGAGCAUCGACCAGAGUCACGCUGUGUUCAGACAGAACCUGUACACAAUCGUGGAGGCCAUACGACACGUUGAAGGUAAAGAGGAGCCUCGGCCACUGCCCUCCCCAUGCUCCCACAUGCUUAGUGUGGACCUGUCACAGCCCCGUUGCUACGUUCCCCACAGUGAGGAAAGUGAGGAUGUGUGUGGUACCAGUGACCAAGACGAAAUGAGGUCGGACCGAUCUGGGCGCGAAACACCGCCGUCCAAUCACAACCUUGUCAGACUGCACAGUGCGUCAAGUCUUCUUGUUCAGUCAGUGUCGUCGUCAAACAUUUCACCGUCACUGUCGUCCUCGAGUGUAUAUUCGUCAAACUCUGAAAAUUAUACAGCCAUGAGAAACAUUUUAAAAGGUAAUUCACCACACCUACAUCCAUGUUAUCGACCAGGAGUGAUUGUGCAAAAAUUAUAGUUAAUAUUGUUUCGUGUUUGUAUAAAUGUACAUUAACUCAUUGUUAAAUUAAGCAUUGUACUAUUUAUUACAACUGUGAGUUCUCAUUUUCACUUAUGUUUCCAGAUCAUUGUUAUUCAGAGACAAUUAAGACCAAUGUUUGAAUGCUAGUUUUAUUCUUUUGAUUUAUUAAUACAUCUGUAAACUUCAUCAUUUUUGCUACCUUUAUGCAUUCAUAAUGUAACUCUCUGUGUCAUAUACCCAGUUGUCAAUGUUACCCCUUUUACAUACCAAUUUGUUAUUUCUUCCAAACUGAAAGUAGUGCAAUUGAAAUGUUUCAGUUGCUUGCAUGUGAAAUUUGAAAAUGCUGUCUUGUGGUUAAGUUUUGUCAACUAAAAACAUCAACUUUUGCUUACUGGGUGGCCUGUCAUAAAUAUCAGCAUAUCUGUUUUGCUACCACUGUAAUAUCCCUAUUUCAACUAUCAUAGCUUGUAUUUUACUAUUUGUCUGUCUUACUAGGAAGUUGUUUUAUGAUUCAGAUUGAGUGAAAUAUUGCACAUAUGAGGAAAACUAAUAAUUAUUUUAAAGUGGGAAUGUAACUGUUGUUUUAAUUCAGAUGCAAGUGUCUUGUGUUAUAAAUCAUUGACAAGUAGCUCAAAUAUGUGUACAUGCUUAUAUUUGUGAUGUUUUGUAAAUAUUACUGUUUUCAUAAUUGAAAAUCAUUUAUUUUAACUUUGAAAGACUAAGCAUUUGAUUUCAGGACUGCAGGUUUUUAAGAAUUUAACCCUUUCUUUAGCUGUGAUAAUGAAAAGUUGAAACUAUGACUAGUGUUGAUGGUAACACAAAUCUCAUCAUACCAAAUUAAUAUUUGAUUGUAAUAAAAUAUAACAUGAUAACAGAUGGUGCCAAGCCCUUCUAACUUGUCUUACAGCCGUAAAGAGAUAAUAAUGGAGUUAACUUAGAUUUAUUGACAUUUAGUCAGAGGGGGGGGUGAUUUUAUUCCAUGUCAUAAAUUUAAAUAGUUUAUACCAUAAAAUUUCCAUUAUUACUGGAGGGUUAAAAUCAAUAUUUAAUUAAUUAGUUUUGCCAUUUUCUGCAGGCAUGGUUACUUCUGAAUAUUAUGUGCGUGUGUGCUUUUUUCCCUAAUGGUUACUUUUUCUGCAAGCACAACUAUUAGUAAUUUAUGGGAUUUUUUUCAAAUGUAAUAUUGUGAAGUGACCCUAUCAUGUCAUCUUAAGGCAUUGUACCAAAUAUUGUGCAUAUAUUCAUGUAUGCAGGUUGUAUAAGCUAAUGCCAGUCAAUGCAAACAUUGGGGCCUGUGUGCCUACAAGACUGUUCAGUUGUAGACAGCAUGGUUCGCCCAGUGUGGAAUGAAUGUGUAAUGAUACAUGAGGACACCUACAUUUACAAGACAAGCUUUUGUUUCUUGUGUUUUUAUGGCGUAAAUGGUUUAUUUCCAGCUUGUAUACAAAGAUAUUCAUCACAUAAUCACAGGUUUUUAUUGUGCCACUCAAUGUUACUAUGCUAUAAAUGUUCACGUUAACUAUGUUUUUACAUAUUUAUCACUUAGCAAACUUGCAGUGGUGUUGUAUGUAUCUCUAAUCCCCUCUGUUCAAAAUCAUUUAACAAGGCAGCAACACUUACUAUAAUUGGCAUUUAUCUUCAGCAUUAGAGUUCACUGAAACUUUGUUUACAUGUCUAUAUUUAGAGUGCACAUGAUUCACAUGUUAUCUGUCAUGUGACCAUAAUCAUAAUCACAGGACCUAUGGUUUGUUAAUCAUCUGAUACAUUUGUAUAUAUCUGCAUACCAUGAACUUAUUUAUAAACAUUUGUUGAUACUGUUUGUUUAUUUUUGUACAUCACUGUUCAAAGUAGUGUGUAUUUGUGAGACAUGUAAUUAUAUGUUAAGUAUUAGUGGUUGAUUUUCAUAUUACACUAAAAACUCUGCUUUAAUCCUGGUCAAUUUGUUUUUGCUUUUACCAAAGUGUUGCCUACAUUUUCGACAAAAAGACGAUGUAUUGUUGCUGUUUGGCUAACACUGUUUUAGUUAUGUUUUGUACACACUACUAGCAACGGGGAAAUGUUUUAAUCUCCUGUAUUGAUAAAGAAAGUAAAAAUAUGGGCCAAAUAUUGACCUAAUUAAAUUUUAAGCAAUAGUUGUUAAAAAAAGAAAAUUCUAAUUUUAAAGUCAUGGAAUUUACAAUAGGGUUUAAAAGUGAAAAGUAAUUUGCACCUUUAUGCUGAACUGAAAGUAUUCAUAGUACCUGUCGCUGAUUACAGAAAAAAAAAAUUCAACUUAUUUUGUGCAACUGCUGUGUUUGUCACAAUUACUUGUACGAUUUAUUUACCUGUUUUACGUAUACAUGUAUAAUGUGCAUUGCUACAACUCAGCUGUUUGUAGUAAUGUGGACUUUGUUUCCGCAUGAGAAUUGUUCAUAAUUUUGCGUAGACUUCAUUGACAUUUAAUUCGUUAAAAGCUGCUUCCUUUUAUAAGAGACAACACCCAUCCUGACUAAGUAAAUUGUUUUGCAAGAACUGUUUUGUUUUGUGAGAAUAACAUGUACACUUCAAUGGAUUUUUAUCUACAUUUAUUAAACAUUGCGUGAACUUUACGCUGAACACUAUUCUUGAAGUAUCACCAUGAGCGGACAAUGAUAAUAAUGACAAAGCUAUGAUUAUUAUUCUUUAUGUGGAAGGCAUAUUCGCUAUAAGUGCUAUUUGACGGAGAAAAUCAUCAUUCUUUAACAGCUGAGGACCUCGAAAUCGAAUACAUUCAUUGAAAUUGCUUCCAUAUUUAGCAUCCAUUUACUCGUAUUCCAUUUAAUUGCACUUACUGUAAGGAAUGGAUAGCAUUAUGUAUCAUCUAAGAUUCUUGUAGCAUUACUUAAGUGAUUUAAAGACGACCAAACAUCAUAUUAAUAUGGCCUGUAAAUUAAAAGUCAAUUUUAGUGUGUGCCUCGUUCUGGAAAACUGGGUUUAAUGCAUGUGCGUUUAUAUGAGUCGCGUUCUGAGAAAACUGGGUUUAAUGCAUGUGCGUUUAUGUGAGUCGCGUUCUUAGAAAACUGGGCUUAAUGCAUGUGCGUUUAGUGGCUUUUAUGGUGUUUUUAGUUUCAAGGAAGUCCCUCCUUACCGAAAAUCAAGUUUAGGCGGAAAGUGUCGUCCCUGAUUAGCCUGUGCGGACUGCACAGGCUAAUCUGGGAUGACACUUUACGCACAUGCAUUAAGUCCAGUUUUCUCAGAACGCGGCUCAUAUGCUUCACUGGAUUUUCGCGCAGAAGAGACCCUAUUUAAAGGAAAUGUUCCGUAAACUCGGAAAGUGUCGUCCCUGCGGACCGUGACGGCACAACACUUAACGCACAUGCAUGAAGCCCAGGUUUCCUUAUUUUUUCCAUCUUGCUAGAAAAACAAGUCACGUUCAUUGAAACUUAGUUUAAACUGUCCCUGUAUGUACUAAUGAAACAAUUGUUAGUUACUGUUCAGUGUUAAAGUUGUGAUGAUUUUGUUUUGCUCAAUCUUUUAUGUAUGCUUAUAUGGUAUCUAUAAAAGAAUACACGUUGUCACGCGUAAA
This is a messenger RNA of Dreissena polymorpha, 5029 nucleotides long. Its product is annotated as transcription factor AP-4-like. Gene Ontology annotation, biological process: regulation of transcription by RNA polymerase II. The coding region runs from base 148 to 1482 and encodes 444 amino acids. Lineage: Eukaryota; Metazoa; Mollusca; Bivalvia; Myida; Dreissenidae. The record is from RefSeq and is a predicted model, not a curated record. The transcript is spliced from 5 exons. Gene Ontology annotation, cellular component: nucleus. Gene Ontology annotation, molecular function: DNA-binding transcription factor activity, RNA polymerase II-specific; RNA polymerase II cis-regulatory region sequence-specific DNA binding; protein dimerization activity.